Molecule: messenger RNA, 1506 nt
Organism: Notothenia coriiceps (black rockcod)
Lineage: Eukaryota; Metazoa; Chordata; Actinopteri; Perciformes; Nototheniidae
Product: ADM-like
Exons: 5
Coding region: 129-650 (173 amino acids)
Biological process (GO): positive regulation of heart rate; regulation of systemic arterial blood pressure; adrenomedullin receptor signaling pathway
Cellular component (GO): extracellular region
Molecular function (GO): hormone activity; adrenomedullin receptor binding
Source: RefSeq, a predicted model, not a curated record
GUAAACUCUUUAAAAACCUUGGGGGGGAAUAACUACUUACUCUGCUAAACAAUAUACAACAUACUUGGAUGUGCAUCAUAAAUUAUCUACACUAAGUGCCAAGCUCAAACCUUAAGCUUCCAGCCAAAAUGAGAUUAGCUCUGCACACGGUCAUCUGUUGCUGUGUUUUCACCACUGUCCUGCCACUGGUGAAAUGUACCACAGGGGAGAUCAACACCAGCCUGAAAAAAAGGUCCAAAGUAUGGCUGCUCACCCGUAUGAAGAGAGAUCUGUGUGACACCUUAUUGACAGCCGCUGAGAGCCACUCUGACCUCCAUGUUGGAGAGCAGCAGGACGAGAAUGGAAAACUGGCAUCACUUCCGUCAAGCUUUGGGCUACAUAUCAGACGCAGAAGAACGCCCAACAAAGCUGCAGGCUGCGCCUUGGUCACCUGUGCAUUGCACGACCUGCUCUACAGUCUGCACCGGAUGAGCAACACCGCGAGAGAGGUCAAUGCCCCUGAGAAAAAGAUGGGCUCCGGAGGGUACGGACGCCGCCGACGCUCACUCCUGGAUGUCUCUCGACUCGCCCUCCAGACAGGAAGACAAAGGCGGAGCAUUGAAGCUGCUUCCAAAGCGAGCUUGGCAGCUGAGACAGAAGACAAUUCCUGAAGAUCUUCUCUGAAAUAACCGUGACCUGAGGAGGAACGGAGGCCGCGAGCGGGAGGAUUUUUCUGAUGUUACCGGACCCAAAACUGCCACAUGGACUACCUGGAUUUGAUUAACAGCUUGUGAAGUGCAAUUUUGACUUUAUGUACUACGAUAUCAAAAAAAACUUAUACUUAUCUGCUUGUAUAUAAGGAUUUAUAAAGCUACCUUAUAUUUAAGCAAACAACUAUAUUUUUAUACAGGGAAAAUAUAUAUUAAACAUGUCUCUUUUAAACUUCAAUGAAGUGUGUAUCUUAACUGUUAAUAACCAUCUUGUCCUGUAUUCGUCAUGUUGAUUAAGUAUCUUAUUACUGAGUAUCGUCUUGUAUUUUUGUAAUGUUAUUGUUAUGUUUUUAUAUUAUUGGAAACUAAUUAUAUUAGCGAUGUCAUUUGUUUGGAUGAUGAAAGUCUUACAUACCAACUCAAGAAAAACUACAAAUGAGUCAUGCAGUUCUUGGCGGGACUAUGGAUGAUAUGUAGAGGGAUGGAGAGCCAGUAGUAGAAGUACUGAUCAGACAAUACAAGUGUUGUGCUGCCAUCUAGCUUUACAGAAAGAUACAUGUAACAAAUGCAGCUUGAACAAAGCAGUUCAUGUGGUUAUGCUAAAUGUUUGAUCUUUAGAGCUUUAGUUUUGAAUGUAUCUGCUUUUUUGUUUGAAUGUAGUAAAUCCUAAUGAACUCAUGAUUCAGCUGAAAUGAAUUGACAUGGUGUUAGGUAACAUGAUUUAUGGUCUUGGUGAAACGCAGCAGGAACUGUAAUCGUUUUCAGCUGGCUGUGACAUUCUUCUUUUUGAAAUAAAUGAAUGCAACAAAGAAAAGAA